Molecule: messenger RNA, 3517 nt
Organism: Durio zibethinus
Lineage: Eukaryota; Viridiplantae; Streptophyta; Magnoliopsida; Malvales; Malvaceae
Product: pentatricopeptide repeat-containing protein At4g22760-like
Biological process (GO): RNA modification
Molecular function (GO): RNA binding; protein binding
Source: RefSeq, a predicted model, not a curated record
AAGAAAAAAUUCUGCGUUCCUUCUUUUUUUUUUUAAAAAAAAAAUAGAUGUUUGCCUUACAUUUCUUCCUAUUGAGAAUUGAACUGGAAACGCUUAAAGCCUGGAUUGCCAUUGUAUUUCUUCUUUUAUUUUCUUAUAGAAAAGCCAAGAAAAUGGGAAAUUGACAAAAGAUGGUCCUUUCUUAAAUAAAUGUGGAUAUGAAACCUGAACUGACGUUUAAAACAACACCGUAGAAAUCAAUUAACUUUCAAUAUUAUGAAAUAUGUUUCAUUUUUUUUGGAUCGUAUAUCCCGUUGCAUAGUACGAAUCUAUGUUUAGGUUUUUCAACUUCAUUAAGUAUCAUAAGGAUCAGGUGAAAAGUGAAAAAAAAAAGGGUUACAUCGAUUCGACCCGACACGACACAAACCAUCAGCCGCCUAACGCCUUGUAUUUAAGGUUCCAAACCAUUUUUAAAAACGCAGCAAUCUUCGCUCCCUCGGCUUCCAACUGUCUUUCCAUUCUGUUUUUUGGGGAACGUCUUCGGUUCAUAACUUGAUUUUUCGAAUCCAAUCUUCUUUGGUCGAAAAAUAUUCCAACAACCUGUGUGAAAACUGGAUUUCUAUCUGUUACAGGUCAAGGUGCUUUGAUUUUUGGCUAUUAGAGAAGGGUUUCAUCACUUUCUAAGGUGUGAAAGGAAAAAUUUUCCUUUACAUUGAUUGUGAAGUUUGAUAUUUUAUUAGGAUUAGCCCGACUAUUGAUCGAACAAUCUACUGAUUUAUCACUGCAACAGAGUAUAUAUUGAAGUGAAAGUGUAACACUUGGGUAUUUCAGUAUUUUUUGUUUGACAAGGAGAAACACCCAAUAGGGCAAGCAUAUUUAGGAUCUUUUGAUUGGUUAGACACUUGAGAUUGCAAGUCCAAAUGGUUUAGAUUGUGCUCAUUUGAAUCAGCCUUUGUUUGUUAGAUGUUGGUUCAUACGCUAAAGAGCUUCUUAAGUAACCAGCUAACAAUCAAACAGGCGAAACAAAUUCAUGCCCAAAUCCUUAUUAGCAGUCUUAACCACCUUCAGCCCCUCUUUGUUCAUCGGUUUCUUCUGUCAACUAGUAACUACUCUACAAUUGCUUACCUAUAUGUGCAACAAAUCCUUUAUCAUUUGCAAAAGCCAGAUGCUUUUUCGUGGGGUUGCACAGUAAGGUUUUUAUCCCAGCAUGGGCAGUUUGAAGAAGCUUUUUCUCUUUAUGUUAAAAUGCAGAAGCUAGGGUUGUACCCUACCACACAUGCUAUAUCAUCUGCUUUAAGAUCGUGUGCUAGGACUGGGGGUAAAAUGGGUGGAAUUUCAAUCCAUGCUCAGGUUCAUAGAUAUGGGGUUUGCAACUGUGUUUUUGUGCAAACAGCUCUUGUGGAUUUGUAUACGAAACUGGCUGAUAUGGAUACAGCAAAAAGGGUUUUUGAUGAGAUGCCUGAGAAAAAUGUGGUCUCAUGGAAUUCAAUUUUAUCUGGGCAUUUGAAGGCUGGGAAUUUAUUAGAGGCUCGGAGGGUUUUGGAUGAGAUUCCAAAGAAAAAUGCUAUAUCUUGGAAUACAAUUUUAUCAGGGUAUGCAAAAAUGGGAAAUAUGGAUCAGAUGCUUUUAUUUUUUCAGCAGAUGCCUGAGAAAAACUUGGCUUCUUGGAAUACUCUGAUUAGUGGUUAUGUGGAACAUGGAGAAAUAGAAUCAGCUCGGAGCUUUUUUGACAUGAUGCAUCAAAGAAAUAAUGUUACUUGGAUCAUAAUGAUUGCUGGGUACUCUAAAUGUGGGGAUGUCAAAUCUGCUCGUGAACUCUUUGAUAAAAUGCGUAAGAAAGAUCUUUUAGCCUUUAAUGCCAUGAUAUCUUGCUAUGCUCAAAACAGCCAAGCAAAGGAAGCCCUAAAGUUGUUUGACGAGAUGCUUACAGCAGGUGUUGGUAUCCAGCCAGAUGGAGUAACUUUGGCAAGUGUUAUAUCUGCUUGUUCACAACUAGGAGAGUUGAGAUUUGGUUCAUGGAUUGAGUCAUACAUAAAUAAGCUUGGAAUUCAAAUGGAUGAUCAUAUGGCUACAGCUUUAAUUGAUUUAUAUGCAAAGUGUGGGAAUAUUGAUAAGGCUUAUAGCCUCUUUCAUGGUCUGAGAAAGAAGGAUGUGGUUGCAUACAGUGCAAUGAUAUUGGGAUGUGCCAUCAAUGGUAAGGCUGUUGAUGCCAUCACGUUGUUCCAAAGAAUGGUGGAUGCACAUAUUCAACCAAACUUGGCUACCUUCUCCGGGUUAUUAACUGCCUAUAAUCAUACUGGCCUGGUUGAAGAGGGCUACCAGUGCUUUAAUUCUAUGAAGGACAACGGAGUUGUGCCUUCAACUGAUCACUAUGCGAUCAUGGUUGGUCUUUUGGGCAGGGCAGGGAGAUUGGAAGAUGCAUAUAAGCUUAUAAAGAGCAUGCCGAUGAAGCCUCAUACUGGAGUUUGGGGAGCUUUGCUUCUUGCAUGUAGCUUACAUGACAAUGUUGAGUUUGGAGAGAUUGCAGCUCAGCAUUGCUUUGAGUUGGAGCCUGGUACAGCCGGUUAUUAUUCUCUCCUUGCCAAUAUUUAUGCUUCGGUUGGGAGGUGGAGUGAUGCCACAAGAUUGAGAAAGAAUAUGGAAAGGAAGAAGCUGGCCAAGGUACCUGGCUGUAGCUGGACAGAAUCAGCUUGAUUUUUCCACCAUUGACAGGAGCAGCCAUUUACUGCUAGCUUAGGGGCCACCAAACUCAGAAUAUGGCUUGGGGGUGGCAAGUUGAUACUGAAUGUGCAGCUCCAGGCUUCAACAAAGUGCAUUGAGUACUGCAUAAUUUGGUGGCCUGUGUAGCAGUUCAGAUUUUAAGGUUACUGAAUCAUCAUGGUCAGUGCGACUAAAGGACUGUUCAUUUCCUGGUAAGAUAGAUAUUAAUACUAUACUACUAUAUUUUAAGGUUUCAAUGUUCAAUUCUUGUUUCUUUUUGCCCCCUCUACUUUUAAAUGGCAACUUCAGCUUCACUUUGAACAUAACUAUGAGAACUGUGCUGUUUCUAAAGGCCAUGAUUCGGUGCUAGGAAUCAUACGAGUAUAUCGAUGGAUCUAAUGGAGGGUAAAACUAUCCUGUCUAAAGUUAAUUGCAUGGCAUUUGACACUUGGUCAUUACUCAUUGAUGAAAAUAAUCGAAAGAACUUGAUUGGCCGUCAGUUUAAACGUUUAAAAUAGUUGCAUGGUAAAGCCCUUGUUUGUUUCUCAUCAUUGCCCUUUUCUCUGACUUCCUUAUUGUAGCUAAAGGAUUCUGCUCCAUUACAUUUUACAGUGACAUUUCCACGGCACAAUUCAUCGUCAAUUUGAAUGCUUCAUUGCCAGCAUCGCAGAAGUUCAUUACAUGUCUUAGAUAACACUCAUUCUUUCGUGUAACCUGACGUGGCUGAGAUUACGAACCGUAUCUCAUUUCAGAGACCAGAAUUCCUAUGAGAAACCAUCUUGAGCUUCAUAUCCCUUCCUUUUCCUGUUAUACAUUUCUUCUUUAAAGGAGUUAAGAC